AUGUCACCUCCAAUUCUCCUCCUGAAGACCAAGUCUUCCCCAAACGACGGCUACGACGACUUCUUCUCCGCAAACAACUACACUCCAACCUUUGUCCCCGUCCUCGAACACCGCUUCCACACCUCUAACCUUGCCGACGUGCGCGAGCUCUUCGCAGCCGGCGCCUUCGGACAAAAGACGAAUGAUGCUGGUCCCACAAGCACCAACGUACAACUCCCCACUGCUGGCACCUCAAAACAAUAUGGUGGCAUGAUUUUCACCAGCCAGCGUGCGGUGGAGGGUUUCGCGCAGAUGAUCGAGGAAAAAGGCCUUCCCGCGACCCCUUCGAUUCCUCUUUACACCGUCGGCCCGGCCACAGCACGAACCCUCUCCUCAUUGCGCGACAAGUACCUACCCACCAGUACGAUCCACGGCGCGGAUACGGGAACAGGUGAAAACCUGGCGCAUAUGAUGCUCGAUCACUACAAUGAUCUACAGAAAAUGGCGACUUCGGAUUUGAAUGGCGCUCCCAAGUCCAAACCAGGACUGUUGUUCUUGGUUGGAGAACAACGCCGAGAUAUCAUACCCAAGACAUUGAUGGAUCCGACCCUCCCGGAAGACAAGAGGAUAAACGUGGAUGAAAUUGUUGUCUACGAGACUGGUGAGAUGGAUUCCUUCGAGAAGGAUUUCGCGGAGUGUGUGCAGGGCUGUGCCGGCGAGGAAGUUACUUGGGUGGUUGUCUUUUCUCCGUCCGGAUGCGAGGCUAUGCUACGGGUUUUGAAAUUGGGUCCCUUUGCUUCAGAUGGUUCCAGUGCUAGCAGCAAGGGCUCGAGGAGGAUAUUUGUUGCGACGAUCGGCCCUACGACGCGUGAUCAUUUGAGGAACAAGUUUGGGUUUGAACCGCAUGUUUGUGCUGAGAAGCCAAGUCCAGAAGGUGUUGGCGAGGGCAUCAAGAGGUUUAUGAAGAGUCGAUAG
Molecule: messenger RNA, 954 nt
Organism: Penicillium argentinense
Lineage: Eukaryota; Fungi; Ascomycota; Eurotiomycetes; Eurotiales; Aspergillaceae
Product: uroporphyrinogen-III synthase HEM4
Exons: 2
Coding region: 1-954 (317 amino acids)
Biological process (GO): uroporphyrinogen III biosynthetic process
Molecular function (GO): uroporphyrinogen-III synthase activity
Source: RefSeq, a predicted model, not a curated record